Molecule: messenger RNA, 1008 nt
Organism: Eimeria mitis
Lineage: Eukaryota; Apicomplexa; Conoidasida; Eucoccidiorida; Eimeriidae
Exons: 4
Coding region: 1-1008 (335 amino acids)
Source: RefSeq, a predicted model, not a curated record
AUGCAGGGUCGCCACAAGCGGAAUUGCCAAAGGAGACUGAAUUCCGGAGCAGCAGUACAACGCAGUCUUUCGGACGCAGAAGAUGAGCAGGAACGGUCGGAAAUUUUAGAGCAUUGUCUGGAUUUGGAGCAGGAAUUUGGCGUUCAGCCAGCUGUUUCGGAGUAUGUUGAAGAGGCGAGCGAGGCAAAGUCUAGGCUCGCCGCCAUGUUAUACGAUUCUGCGGCGACUUUUGAGCGGAUGCGCGCUGUUGGUCCACAGAUGUUGCAAGAUGAAGCGCAGCCGCCUCCACCGAAGCUUCCUCGGCUUAAUGAGUCAUCGCCGUCGACAUCGCAUUCAGAAGCGUCGUUUAGAGCAUUUUGGCAACGCGGGAGUGGCGCAGCAGUGGGCGGUGUGGUCAGCGCCUUAGACCCAGAUGCCUGGACGCCGGAGGAUCCAACCGUAGGGGUUGGGGGAGGCGCGCAACAAUCGCAAACCGCGAAGCUGGAAGAACUGCUAGGGAUUCAAUGGGGGGUGUCGACAUCUCCAGUAGGACCGUCCGCAGUUUAUGAGUUAAACGCAGACGUUGGUCAGGCUAGUGCAGUGCGCCCAAUUCAGACGACACCAACGCAACAGGUUGGCCACCAUACGGGACCAUUUUAUGUUACGGUCAAGCUCUUGGGCACGUCACCGGCAGCUCAAGCUGUGCCGGCAACUAGUAGUGGAGGCGGGGAACCCUGUGAGGCUACGGACAUUAGUCUGCAUCCGUUUGUACGGUUGCCAGCUGUGAAUCCAAAGGAUGUCCGCCGAAGCUUCCAUGCGGAGCGUGCAUUGGCGCCCUACUUUGGUAGGUCCAGUCCAAUGGAUUCAUACGUGAGAAUGCGUAGUUUGUUUGCGAAGGCUUCGCUGACGCCUGAAGAAGCGGAAGCCCUCAUGCUUGAAGCCGAAAAACUGUCAAGCUAUGCAAUAGACAAACUGACAAGGGAGGUGGAGCAAGAACAAAAGUGCUGGGCAAGCUUGUCAAUCGACUGA